This is a messenger RNA of Anneissia japonica, 2866 nucleotides long. Its product is annotated as octopamine receptor beta-2R-like. The transcript is spliced from 3 exons. Gene Ontology annotation, biological process: G protein-coupled receptor signaling pathway. The record is from RefSeq and is a predicted model, not a curated record. NCBI's taxonomy places the organism in Eukaryota, Metazoa, Echinodermata, Crinoidea, Comatulida, Comatulidae. The coding region runs from base 177 to 1670 and encodes 497 amino acids. Gene Ontology annotation, cellular component: membrane. Gene Ontology annotation, molecular function: G protein-coupled receptor activity.
CCCCAUCAAUAAGUGGACGAUUCUAAACACUUGUCAUCUGAUUUGUGGAACGUUUGCGAAGGGAAGCGGAGUCACUUGUGCUAAGUAUGUUUCUUUUCUCUUGCUGGUGAUGUGUGUGGGCUUAUCGCUUAACAUUUUUAGUACUAUAUUAGAGCAGUGCUUUGUAUCUGACAACUAUGUGUGCAGAUUUUGUAAAUGUUACUAUGGAUAUGGUAAACAAUGGAACAUUUUACACAACAGAACUAUAUUUGUCUAGUACAGUACCUCCACCAACCGGUAUCUACUCUGAAAUUUGGUUGAACACUCUCAUAGUUUCUAUGGUCAUUCUCAUGACUGUAAGCAUUGUAGGAAACACAAUGAUUAUUGUGGCAACCAUUUUAUACAAGUCAAUGCGGACAAAAACAAACAUUGCUAUAUUAAACCUUGCAGUCGCAGACAUCGGUGUUACGGUACUUGACAUGCCUGUGUCGUUAAUAUCUGUGAUUAAACAUGGAGAGAAUUGGUUAACGUCCCAUCUAUUAUGUGAUAUAAACUCCUUCUGUAAUGCAUUGUUCCUAAUUGCAUCCAUUCACAGCCUCAUGUACAUCAGCGUGCAUAAAUACUUUUCUCUUGUAAAACCACUAGAUCAUGCAAUUACAAAGAGACGAACAAUAGCUAUGAUAUUCGUUGCAUGGUUCACAGGGUUCAUCUGUGGAAUUGGCCCAAUUUUGGGAUGGACGACCAAUGAAUUUAAAUAUGAACAAGGCGCAACGCAAUGUGGACCAAUGUUCCCAAUGACACUACAGCAAAAGUCACACUCGAUUUUCACAUUCGUUGUAGGGCUUUUCAUCCCGUUAGCAGUGCUAAUCUUUACAUACACAGCAAUAUUUAUUGAAGUGCAUCGUUUCUCCAAACGACUUAUCGCAAAUACAAGUUUCACUGAAAUCAGAAUUAUGAAACAGAAAAUACGCAUCACAGUGACUUUGUUUAUCCUUGUUGUGGCGUUUUUAUUCUGCUGGUCGCCGUACAUGAUAUACGCUUGCUGGGUGCUUGUCAAAGGUUAUGAGAGCGUUCCAAUUUGGUUUAAUUCAUUUGCAUACUGGAGUGGAUACCUUAGCUGCGCCAUUAAUCCAAUUAUCUAUGCGUGGCGAACAAAGACAUUUCGUACAGCUUUCUUGAAUAUCAUACAGUGCAAGUCUAAGAUGGAUAAAAUUACAGCUGAGUUGUCUCCUCACUUGCCCAAGAAGUACCUUGUAGUAGGAGCAAUGGUGACUGGACCUGCAAUCAAUGAUUACCAACAAAGUCCAAGAGACACGAGUGAGGAGCACAUGACAGCAUCAAAGAACACAAAGAGUGCAUCAGAAUCAGGACAUAUGCUCUCCAGGAUCAAGAGCUCCAUCAAAAAGAUGUCAGAGAAAGAAGACAGAAAGAUGUCCAAGAAAGAAGACAGAAAGAUGUCCAAGAAAGAAAACAGAAAGUUGCCCAAGAAAGAAGACAGAAAGAUUUCCCAAGAAGACUGGUGGGGAGUAUUUUCCAACAGCAAUGAACCGCACAAGGAUGACCUCCAGAUGAGUCUUCUGAAGACUGAAAAAGGCGGGAAUAAAAGCCUUCGCAGUGUGUUCUCCUGUCCAGGCACGUCAAGUGUAAUGUCAUUCAAUGUACUUGAUGUGCAAAGACAAUUCAGUGUUUAAUACUCUGUUGUCCUUUAUGUUGUUGACAAAAAUACUGUAUGCCUAGUUCAGUAUUAUUUAAAGGACUUUUCGGAGUGUCAAUCAAAUUUAACAAUUGACCAGUCAGAACACAGCCAGGAAUAUGCACUUUUCCCACAAACAUACCUGUCGUGUCGCAAACGCUCGUACUUACAUGUCUUGGACCUCAGCAACGAUAUCCAAAAUUACUUUGAGGAACCUAGUCUAACAAUUGCUCCACUAUGUGCGAGCAUAUAAGUCAGUUGUGUGAAAGAGAGUGCCUGGGGGUUAGAUUUGUGCCUAUACUGUUAGGUCUGUAUGGUCUAACGGUAUGACGCACGCUUUGAUAGCAAAAGGCUUCAGGUGCGAAUGCCGCUACACACACUUUUUUCAUAUGACUGAAAAAGGGACUUGAAGGGCUAUGCUUGAUACAAAGAUAACAUCUUAUAUUCCUAUCUAAGCACUGUUAUUAUUAUUUAUCUAUUUAUUAUACAGUAUAUAUAUAUCUAUAUAUAUAUAUAUUUAUAGUUAUGAUCUAUUAAUCUAUAUAAAAAUAUCAAAUCAUUCAGGGGUGAAAUCCUCUUCUUGUGUUAGAGGCCUCAAACAGACUGGCCUCAAUGAUGAGAGUAAAAAUUAGAAAAUAUUUAAAUCACAUUAACAACUGACAAACAUAAUGACAGCUUGCGCUGGGUUUUGAUGCACAUGUUUAGACAAUACCCUGGGACCUCAGCUUUGACCAAUAUUUCACAAGUGGUGACAUUAGAAUCCAACUGUGUAGAGAAAGUUGACUUCGUUUGGGCGUUCGUCUUUGGAUAUACGUGUGUAUGUAAAUAUUGGUAAAAACUGAUGAAGUAAUGAUUCUUUUUGGCAAACAGACAUUGCCAUUUUGUGAUAUAGGGACAGUGAUGCACCUCAUAGGAAAAGGGUACUUGAUUCCCGCACCCCAUGUUGCUAAAUGCAAUUAUAUGCAAUAUUUUGAAUAAUUUGCAGUAGUAGUAAGUGAUUAUAAGAAUGUUUUAGCCAUAAAUUUAAAUAGGCCUAUGAUUUAAAGCAAUGUAUUGAAAUUUUGUAUAUAACAACUGCGCAGCUGUAACUAUAUAUUUGCCAAAGACACACAGUAUUACACAUACAGUGGUGUAUAUUAUUUUUCGUGGAUUGAUCUUCAAUAAAUUAAAUGCCUCAUAAUGAGCAGACUAUUA